Galleria mellonella (greater wax moth) is the source of this 19044-nucleotide messenger RNA. RefSeq names its product potassium voltage-gated channel protein Shaker (gene shaker). The record is from RefSeq and is a predicted model, not a curated record. Gene Ontology annotation, molecular function: delayed rectifier potassium channel activity; protein binding. Bases 656 to 2608 code for a protein of 650 amino acids. The transcript is spliced from 10 exons. NCBI's taxonomy places the organism in Eukaryota, Metazoa, Arthropoda, Insecta, Lepidoptera, Pyralidae. Gene Ontology annotation, cellular component: membrane; voltage-gated potassium channel complex. Gene Ontology annotation, biological process: potassium ion transmembrane transport; protein homooligomerization.
CGUCCGGCGUCGCCGCGCACCCACGCUCGUGCGCUCGGUACGCCACGUUACGUAACGCUAUUUACUCCGACAUCUGUUGAGUGCGCCACGGCCCAGCACGCGCGACACGCUUACACCGCUGACCAUCCCGCGCGCACUUGUCAUGUCAACAUUCGCGACCACCAGCGAUAUUAAAGCCGUCGUCAUGGCUACCACCACGCACCUGACCGGCUAUACGUAAACCAUGUAGACUUUCCGACUACCAUACUGCCAACAUAUUCCUGCCAAAUAAGUUUAAGACCUAAGUUUUAAAAUGUUUUUGAAUCGCUUGUUGCUUGUGAGUGGAACUUUUAUGAAGAACGACUAAGACUGAUGGUUAGAAUAUCAAAAACAUUCCUUCCAAACAUGUCAAACAUAACUUAAUGAGACUGCUAUUGCUGAGUUCACUGCCAUUUCUGCUUCACGAUCGCUUUCACUGCCAGCUGAACCUGCCACUAUCGCAUAAGUUAGGUUAGGUACUCUUUGUAUAAAGAGUUGAUUUAGUGUUGACCGUAGAUCCCAAUACGUCGCCAAGCUGCCGUCCGCGGAGUUACCGUUCGACAAUAAGUCGCUGUUCACCAAAAUUCGCGAUAACAUCAGCUCGUGGGUCUUGUGGUGGCGUCAACGCCAUCUUCGGAUGGGCGCACCGCAGACCCCGAAACAUAUUGAGGAUGACAGCGUGCCAAGAUUGGCCGUAGUCAAGGAGGUCCGCGACUCGCAGCAAGAUCGCAAGCUGGAGCGUAGACGUGGUGGUACGGGCCCGAGGCGCCGAGGCCUCGAGAAUGAGCUUGAAGGAGAACGACGAAGACCAAGACGAAAACCACGAAAGAGGUCGCUGCCGAAACUUUGCAGUCAAGAGGAAGAAACUGGACGGCCACCCCAAGGAGGAGUCGUUACAUUCGAACCAAUACAACACGAUCACGACUUUUGCGAGAGAGUAGUUAUAAAUGUGAGCGGCCUCAAAUUCGAAACCCAACUGCGUACACUUAACCAAUUCCCGGAAACACUGCUAGGAGACCCAACCAGGAGAAUACGAUAUUUUGAUCCAUUGCGGAACGAAUACUUCUUCGACAGAAACCGCCCAUCUUUCGACGCAAUUCUGUAUUACUAUCAAAGCGGGGGGCGCUUGCGCCGCCCCGUUAAUGUACCACUGGACGUCUUCUCCGAAGAAAUCAAAUUCUACGAGCUUGGAGAACAGGCCACCAACAAAUUUCGGGAGGAUGAGGGCUUCAUCAAGGAGGAAGAGAAACCCCUGCCCUCCAACGAACGUCAGCGCAAAAUCUGGCUGCUGUUCGAAUACCCCGAGAGCUCCCAGGCUGCCCGCGUAGUCGCCAUCAUCUCCGUAUUUGUCAUCCUUCUUUCCAUUGUCAUCUUCUGCCUGGAAACCCUCCCGGAAUUCAAACACUACAAGGUCUUCAACACCACCACCAACGGCACCAAGAUCGAGGAAGACGAGGUUCCCGACAUCACUGACCCGUUCUUCUUGAUCGAGACACUCUGUAUAAUCUGGUUCACCUUCGAGCUGAUAGUGCGAUUUUUAGCUUGUCCGAACAAGUUCAAUUUCUUUAGGGACGUGAUGAAUAUUAUAGACAUAAUAGCUAUUAUCCCUUACUUCAUCACUCUGGCCACUGUAGUAGCAGAAGAAGAAGACACCUUGAAUCUGCCUCGAGCCCCUGUGUCCCCGCAAGACAAGUCCACCAACCAAGCUAUGAGUCUCGCUAUUCUCCGCGUUAUUCGUCUCGUGCGAGUCUUCCGUAUCUUCAAGCUGUCUCGCCACUCCAAGGGUCUACAGAUCCUUGGACGUACACUCAAAGCGUCAAUGCGAGAACUUGGGCUUUUGAUAUUUUUCCUGUUCAUCGGAGUGGUCGUGUUCUCCAGUGCCGUUUUCUUUGCUGAUAAAGAUUGCCCCGAUACAAAUUUUUCCUCAAUACCCGAUGCGUUUUGGUGGGCUGUAAUUACGAUGACCACCGUCGGCUAUGGAGACAUGAGACCUGUUGGAGUUUGGGGCAAGAUUGUCGGUUCGCUUUGUGCUAUUGCCGGUGUGCUCACCAUUGCUCUGCCGGUACCCGUCAUCGUGUCCAACUUCAAUUACUUCUACCAUCGCGAGACCGACCAAGAGGAGAUGCAGUCGCAGAACUUCAACCACGUCACCAGCUGCCCGUACCUGCCCGGGACCAUGGGCGAGCCGUACUUGCUUUCAGGGCCGAUUCAGAAGAAGUCCUCCAUGAGCGAUGAUUCGUCCUCCGAUAUGAUGGAACUGGACGAGAAUGCGCUGGUGCCCGACCCUAACUUGGAGCAGAACCUGCGCUGUCUCAAGGAGGAAGAGAAGGUGCUGCUAGAGCAGCAAGCUGCCAUGGAAGCCGGCAAUGUGGAUGACAUCGCCGCGCUCGAACACCAGGACCUACUGCGUCUUAAUCAGCUGAAGCAGCACGAGCUGCAGAAGCAGCAGCAGCUGCAGGCACAGCGCCUGCUGCGCGCUGAGGGCGGCCAGGCUCAGCCAGCACGCCGGGAGCCGGCUCGCCGCCGCGCCGCGUGCACCGUGCGCGUCAACAACCUUCACGCCGCCGAAGCUAUUGAGACAGACGUCUGACCAUUAGAUAAGGCGUCGGGGCGCGAGGAGGCGCACGCACACGCAGUGUGGCGAGGCCGGCUGCCAGCGCGCUCGCCGCCGCCAUGCCACGUGUGACGCGCGCCCCGCCCCGCCGACACCGCCGACCCUGCAGAACUCACCGCCCGCCCCAUUAAGGUCCACUCCACUCUAUUACUCACGUUACGCCCCGACUUUUGAGUGUCAAAUGAACUCCUGAUAUUAUUACUAAGUGCUUCACUUGAGCGAAAGCAAAGCGACCCGUUAGGUAGAUAAUCAUAUAUUAGCGGCGAAGUGUUCUCGAGUACUAUGAUACUUCUUUUUUAAAUAAGCUUGUGCUGCGAACGCAACUCGCCGCGGACGCAGAUCCUUUGUAAAUAGUACUUACAAUACAUAUAAUAAACAGCUUAUACAGCUUGUCACUUUCUACAUUUCGACACACGUGUAAUAUUAGGAAUGGUUCUUCAUGACAAAUAAUCAAAAUAGGCCUAUAGAAGUACUCGUUUCGUUCGUGAGGAACGUUCUUGAGUGUCGCUUAUUGCUUAACCACUAGUUUGUAAAUAGUCAAACGGGGCGGGAGACGGCCAGCGCCGUCACCGCUACCACCGUUAAUAUAACAGGGAGCAGGGCGCGGGCCGUGCCGUUCGAACGGUUCUCGAGUCGCCAGACUCGCGGCGGGGCGGCCCCCGUACGCCCCACUCGGACUUACACUACACAGACAUGACACAUACCAUUGAAGCAGCGAACACCAUCUCCGCGCUGUUCGUUCGUUGUGGCCUAACGCUGGUAGGCCUUAAAUACUCCAUAAUCGAUCAAACUAUACGAGCCUGGCUCGAGCGUAGCCCGACACUUGAUAGAUCCACUGCGGGCGCUGCGCGCCGCGCGCCUGCGCCUGCGCAUGCCGCUGUAGGUUUGCCGUUCGCGCAGCUUGUCAUUAAUUCUACCAGGUUCUAAAUAUGAUACGUUUAGAGUUCGUUUCCGACGUCCAAUGCGCAGUCUCGGUAACAAACGCAUUUAGAUCGGGGUUGUGAGCUAAGUAUAUCAACCUCGUGCGAGCAGGAACGUAGUAGAAUAAGUUGUUUAUGUUGUAUGUCGUGUAACACACCCAGUAUAAUAUUCAAUAUCCCAGAGCAAUGCGUGCGAGCACUUCUCGCCGCGUACUCCUUACCUGCGUGUUUGUGGUGCAACAGCCUCGGAUUCCCUUUGAACUCGAUGUUACAGUUAAUAAAUGUUGUAGUUGUUAGUAUAUUCUAUGAGCCAGUGUAGUUACGCCCCAUGAGGAUCUCGUAUCAUCUUGUUGUUUUAGACGCGCCCCGUACCCGGCCGGCGGCAGUCGAGUGCGGCCCGUGCUAUUAUCACUGCCAAACGCUUGCGGGUGCGCUUUAUUGGUAUUUUGGUCGAUGUUCAUUAAUUAUAGGGUGGAUGGUUGUGAGGCGACGAUUGCCAGGCGGCUACAUAACCAGGGACAUUUGAAGCUAUUACAUUACGAAUAGCUUAGAAUGUUACCACUAAACAUAUCCGAUAAGACAUGAAUUUAUUACUUACUAUAUGUUGUUCGUCGUAAGUUAUUGUCCGCCGGCAGAUUGAUAUCGACAUCAAACUGUACACCUGACAACACGACACUAGUGUCACAAUAUAAAAAUAGUUCAACCGGAUGUAGGUAACUGUACCAUUCCGUCACAAUUAACCGACAGCCACCUAACGAAUGGACACUUGGAUACUGGUUGUUUAACAUAAACUUAUAAGUUGUAACACACCAGAGUACUUACACCUUCUGUAAACUUGUCAACAAUAAUAAAAAAUACAUCGAUAUAAGAGCUAAAUGCCAAAUCAAAUUCAGCUUCUUGUAAAAGAUAAACAUCAAAUCUGGGCUUUCACUUAGUAUCCAAAAAAUAUAAUAUCGAAGUAUUUCUGAAGUUCCACAAACAAUGGUGUCGGAUUGUUAGGAUAACUACGAACAAGUAAUAUACGACCAGCUCACCGCGUGAAUCAUCAAAACUAUCUUUUAGUUAAGCCGGGAUAUUUUCCUAAUAUUCUCCCUUUUUCUCUCCUCCCACCCUAGACGUGGUACUAACAAAUCUAGUGACAGAAUCGUUUCGGUCAACGCUCGCACGAGAGGAAACGAGACAGCGCACGCCGCCAUGUCAUUCUAUCUCAUGAGCUCGCUAACGAAACGAUUCUUUUGACAGAUUCGUUUGUACUUUGUCUAGGGGGGCUGGUGUCCUGAGCAAAGGGCAAACGAAUCCAUCAACAGAACCGUUAUCAUUAGCGAGCCCAUUAAAAAGAACAACACAUGGGACGUAGACACCUCACUUUUACUCAAUUCUGCACAGGUAUUAACCGAUCGUUAAUUCAUUUUCCAAUACGUUAAUGCAUAAAAAUGUCAAUUAAUCGUAUAAUUAAUCUUUUUUUUUUUCAAAUGAAAGCAUACGGCCUGGAUGAUGGGCGAUGCCAAUCUGCCAGCACAUAAUCGUUGUGUAAAUGGGAUUAGGAAUUUAAUGAUUACGUGCUAGAUUUAAAAUACAUCUUAAUAUUUUUCGUCAUAUCAUUAAUACACAUUUCAUAGCGUAUUACAUCUAGACAAAAGACAUGGUAUUUACGCUCUAUAUAUUAGAUUAGUGUAGGUAUAGCAUCUAAUUAGAAUUAAGUGCUGCCCCUUUACUGGGCAUAGAUUUUUUUGACGCUAAUUGUCCGAUCGUCAAUUUCGCGGGGCAGUGGCGACGCGGGAUUAUUGCAGAAAGCGAUUACAUUCUAUAGAAAAGGAAUAGAUUAUGUUGUAAACUAGUUCACACGUCGUGCAGUUACAAAUGAAAUGUCUUUGAAAUAUUUUAUUGUCCGAUAAUCAGUGGCGUGGCGGACGGUCCGCAGACGACGUGGCGCAGGAAGCCCCUACUUGUUAUUCUGAGCCCCUCAUUAGCAAUUUUUCGGGGGGUGUAAGGGCUUCAAUAGAAAGCUACGCCCCUGGUAGUACAUGUACUUGAAACGCAUAAUAGUGGUUGAAUACAGAUUCAAGAAUUCGAAUAACGGUUGCGCACUACUGCCCCUUGUCAACUGGAGCAUUCCUUACAAAAUGACUCUGGCACCAUCCUGUCAAGUUCGAUCGGUGUUAUUUACAUAUAUUACAGUCAUUGUUGUCGAUGUUAAUGUAGUGAAUGUUUGCGUGUUUAAAUUCAAUGGGACGUACUCGGUAUUUAGAUGAUAUUUGUUUGGUGUGAUGUGAAUCCCUUAUUACGGAUGCAUUCCUUAGUCGUAUCUUGAAAUAUAUCAACUGUUCAUCUACGUUACGUAUGUUAGUUCGCGAUAGCUUACACCGCUUAGGAGGAAGAGAGAGUUGACUUUCCCCAUUAUGCCGUUAAUGGGAUACAAGUAAAUUCAACUUUUGUUUGAUAAAAUAAUAAUCGAGUUUCUUGCCUGUUCAUCUGAAGUUCAGUUGAAAUUGCAUUCUGUACAGUACGGUAAUUAAAAUAAAAUCCUUUUUUAAGUAUAUUUAAAAUUAAAUUUACUCGAAUAACAAAUAAUUUUCUUUAUUUAUUUAUGCAGUAUUCACAUGCCAUGAAUUAUCUAUUGCCAUCUGCUUUAUAUUAGCCUUCAAACUUUUCUUUCAUAUUAAAUUUGACGCGCGUUUGACUACCAUCUCACCUGAAGUGAUAAUGAGAUCUGAAGUUUGCUACCAAUGUUAUUUAUCAAAGUAACUAAGUACCAUUUUUAAAAAUGUUGAACACAUAAUAAUAUUCAAUCUUCCUCUUAAGAGAAUAGGACGCAAAUCAAAGCAGUUUCAUAUUAAACAAGUUGCAUAGUAAGUAUACAAUUUUCUUUUCCGAGAAAAGCAAACCAUUCGUUCCAUGUGUGAGAGUCGCACAUUUGUAGGCGAAGCUCUGUCCACACACCACGAUUCUCGCCGAUACCGUUUACCUCUUGAUACGACACGAAAACAACUAUUUCUUUGAUCUGUCUGACAUAACAAUUUCAUAAUAGAUUUUAGAAAUGUCAAAGAGAAAUUAAAAUUGAUAAAAAAUCCUGUAAAAUACUGAUAAAUACUUAAUAUGCAAAUUGUUUAAUGGAAUGUAAUAUCUAAGCUAGUCUUUUCGCGGCAGAUAUUGCUUACAAUCUAGGCCUACCAUUUGUACCGUCCUAUAAAAAUAACACCCGUUCGAAAAGAUGACAUAUCUGUAAUUAGUUACGCUGAUUAAACUUAUUGUCAAAAUAUAAGCUUAAACCAAAUAUUGCCACUAACAUCAUUGCUGAGAACUCACUCAGUGAGUGCUGUAAAUCACUCCAAUGCAGUUGCAUUCAUGUCGUGAGCGUAAAUCUCAAAGCAGUGCUCACAAGUGCGUGUCUCGUACGAGUUGAAACAAACAUUGAAAGUGCAUAAGCAGUAAGCAUAAGUACUUCAGCAUAACUAAUGUUGAAUGCAGCAACAACAGACGACGGUACUGAGGAGCCGUGCAACAUACAUAACAAGGAAGUCGAGGCUGUUGCAACAAAACUAUUAGAUGUUUCAAUGUUACAAAGAUGUUACAAUGUAAUAAUUAUCUGUUUGACGUGUAGUGAUAAAAACAUGAUGUUACACAAUUUUUCGGUUCAUUAGCACACGGGACCCGUGACUAGUUGGCUAAUGUAAUACUGCGCAAUACUCAGUGCACACUGCUAUUAGCCCUCUUUCGAUUUACAGUACCCCCUAGACAAUGAAAUUACCCGUAGAUACGUCUUCGUUAAUUAGGUUUUGUUAUACUUGUAACGUGGUCGAGUAAUCUGAACCAAGUUAUGUUCAAUAUAAGGUCCAGACUAGUCUUUGAGCUCCCUAAAAUAUGGUUGAGCGUAAUAAUGAUAGGCACGUUCGUUAUAUUCGUGAACGGGUGCAACUUGUGGAGACUGGUCGUGUUUACACCUAAUAAUUGAUUAUUUAAUUUUAUUACUGUCAUUGUACACAUAUAAAUAUAAAAUUAUUUUCUACAUAAUUAAAAGAGUAACUGUUUAUUCAAAAAGUUGGUAGAAAAAGAGUUUCUCGUGAUUAUUGUUUCUUUUCAGGUUUUCUUUUUUGCGGGUAUUUUUCUCUUUUUAACAUUUCAAACCCGGCAUUAAAAUCUCAAAACGUGACGAUUUAGAAAAGCUUAUAAGCAAAUUUAUUUGAUUAAAGAUAUUUUUUAUUCUAUUUUAUUAGCACACACACUGAGAUAGAACAAAACACCAGACGUUGCUAUCUCAUGCAUACAGAAGCGAUAACAUGUCUAUUGGUAUAUCCGAUUUACAUUUUCUAGGGGGGAGUUUAAUCGAAAUCAUUAUCUCUUAUGUUAUAUCAAUGAAACUGAAUGUUUAUUCAUAGAUACAUGGGUCAAAAAGUUUUGGACCUCUCUCAACCAGCAACAGUGUCAAGUUAGCAUAAAAGGUGAUUAUAUCUUUUUUCCAUCCAUGUAUCUUUGAAAAAACCAUUCAGCUUAAGUUAGAUAGAACGCUGUCUGUUCUUUUAUUCAUUAUAUUGUUUUAUUAACUGAACAAAAAAAUAGAAAAUAUUGGUAUUAUUGUUGUGGUAACAUUCCCUAAUCUUAGCUUUGACAAUUCUAAUUUUAUAAGUUGAUGAUUUAGCAAAGUUAAAUUGAAAGUAUUCUCAACUCUAGUCUCUAGUAGAUCCACUAUUACUAGUUACUAUUAUAAUUUUAUAAUAGUUCAUACUGGUCUUUAGAAUCUGAUAUGAUGAUUUGACCAAAUUACAAAGCAACUGAGACUGUAACUAUCCGAUGUGAAAGCCAUCGGUAUUUCGUAGACUACAAUAGAUAGAAAGCAAUUUCUCAGACAUCACAACGCUCAGUGAGCUUAAGACUAGAGGAGAUAGUCCUUCCAGCAAUAAUUUCUCUGUGUUAAACUCAUAUUUUGUUUUUGGAGAUGGAGAAUAGCAUAUUUUAAUUCAUUACCAAGACUUAACAUUGCACGAUUACAACACACCUAAUUUUUAAUUUAAAAUUAACAAGGGAGUGAUACUUCUCAAUAAUACCAGCGUCAUAGAAAUAAAAAGAAGGUUGUCAAUGUCGACACGUAAUUUUAAUGUUUGUAUUAAAAUUGAUUUGUUUUCGUAGUUAUUUUUUCUAAAGAAUGAGCAGCAAUUCAGGUCGCUAAUAGAUAGAUUUAAAUUCAAACAGAUCCAGAUUACUUGCAGAGAAUUUUGCUCUUAAACACCUCCUGUUUUUCUGUUUAAAACUGCUUUUUACUAUCAUUGAAGAAAGAAAUUUAUCAAGCAAAAACACUGCGACCUCUGAGAUCUAUUAUGCUCGUUCUUUCUUACAGUUCGUUGCUAAUUCUUGUCAGUGACAGGAAUUUUAAAAAGCUCUUGGUAGCGAUGUUCUUUCCUUCCUAAGAAUAUAUAUAAAUUUUUAAAAAAUUCCUUAAUAUCAUUUGUCCAGUGGGUUGCAACAACAAAUGACGUGUUGAGACGUAUCUGCCUCAGUAUAACAAUGUGCAAACAUUUAUUGGGCUUAGGCCUAGUUUGGCCAAGUACUUGUUUAGUUUGCAUUGCCCAGAGAAGACCCUUGUUAAUGCACAAAUAUCGUUUUUCUUAAAAGCAUAAGCUUCUUUGAGUAAUUUUCUGAAGAUCCCUGAAUUAGAACUUCUUGUUUUAGAUGUCUGAGCUUUAAUACUCCUUGACAACCUUCUGUAUAUUUCUGUGAGAUUAAUAUUUUUUCAGCUUUUAUUAUCGAAAAUCUCAAGAAUCUGUACUUAUCAGAAUCUGACAGAUUUUUCAAUUAUCUAUUUAAAAACUUGUAUGCUAGUAGCAUGCCGUAUUGCGCGGUGUUACAAAAUUAUUGUUUUUAGAUUGAUUUAGUGUCUAUCUACAAUUAUUUUUCAAAUAACAAUGUGCGGUGGUCCAAAGACUUGUAUUAUCUUGAACCCAACGAAACUUCCUUAAUAAAAAAAGAUUACAAGACCAGGUAGGCAUCGUCUGUAGCAGAGCUGUCCAAAGCACGCAGCUUAUAUUCGUGCAUCUCGCGAUAUGUUCUUUAUCUACGAAAAAUCUCCUUUUAUAAAAUAAUUUUGGAUGAACAUUAUUUGUAUUUUUUUAAAAAAUUCAAAGUAUUUAUUUCCGCGACCCUCCAAUCUAUUUCAUAGUUUGUAUCAUCCUGAGAUCUUAAUUGGUUUGGACCGCUCUGAUCUAUAGUUUCAUUGCUAUUCAAUUUGCGAAAUAACCAAUGUAACUGACUUCACCAAAGCAUACGGUGACAGAAGCAGAAUCGGAAGUCAGCGACAAAUCUCGCAUAACAUCAACGAUCUCGAUGCCAACCUGUGUUUAGGCGUGACUACAUUCCCCUUAAUAGCUUGCGUAUCCCCGACUCCGAGAGUCAAACCCACACAAAUCCUUACACAUGAGAUGCAAGCUAUAAAUAUUUGUGAAUUACUCAUGUUGGCCAAAACUGUAGUUACGCCGCGUCUAUUAUGGUGUAUUAUAAUUUUCGCUCAGUAUUAUUAGUUGUUACAAUAUCGUUCGUUUGUGUGAUGUACUGGAGCGUGAUGAAUGUGCAGAAGUGUGGCAAGAGGUAGUACUUGUACAUACGGGCCCGGUGCAACCGUAGACUUUCAGUUCACUCCCACGACUCACACCGAAAAGCUCCGCUACACGAAACUAAAACUCUAUUCUGUUACCUGUAUUACAUUUUUUAAUAUCGUAGAUAGAUAAACCCACAUGGAUUUCGCUGAGGAAAUCACGUUUUCUAUUUACUUGAAUAUCAAUCUCGUAGUUAGGAUGGAGUUGGCAAAUUUAAAAUUUAUUAAGAAGUCUGAAAAUGUCCGUUAUGUAUAACAGACUGUAUUGAAUAUGGUCUCUAGUAACAACUGUAAACGGUAAUUUUAUCUGUAAAUUGAAUUCAAUUUGUUUUAAGAUUUAUAGUUAGGUGAUAUAACUGCAAACUUUAGCAUUGUGUGGUAUAUCUAAAUUUGUUUUAGAUAUAUAUUUUGCUUGUUUAAUCGGCUAGGAACGGUUGUGGACGUUGCGUUUGUAUGAAUUCUGAAACCUGCCAUGGGACCCGUCGUGUAUGUAGCGAUCCGUCGCCGCCUCGCUUUCUCGCUCUCACCUGCCCCUCGCUUGCCACGUACAGCUCUCGGUGCAUCGACCGCCUCUCUAGACACCUAACGUAGUUACAUUUAUAGCUUAACACUAACUCUAGGGAAGUUCCAUUUCAUACAACAGUGUACCGAGUGCUCUGCCGUGGUACGACCUUGUCCCCGUAGCUAAAUUACUUUGUUCACUUGCCCCCUCUCCGUCCAGUUUGAAGCGUGUUCAUUAAUUGAAUAUAUAUCACAAAUACAAUUGGAUAUUAAAUUAGCAUCGAUAUAUCUUUAAAUUGUCCAUUACAUUUUUUAUACAUUAAAAGUGUUUUUAUCGUGUAUUUAUACAGAUGUUUGUUUCGAGAAAAUUUCUAAAUUCAGAUUAUUGUUUUCAAUGCAAUUACGAAUCGUUUUUUCACAACAUAUUUUAAUGUAAAGCUAAGAUAGCUUUUUGGAUAUAUUUUCUAAAAGAAUUAAUCGAUAAGUCAUUUUUGUUAGUCAGAGGCGUUCAUUUUCUCCAAUGUCUUAUUAAAAUUAUUUAAAGACUGCCCCCUAAAUUGAAUUUGAACAACCGCGCCGCGGGUUGUUUGUUUUCAUAACACAGCUUCGUAAUAUUUGAGUUGUCACAAUGUUUUUAUUCAUAAAUCAUUGAAAACGUUCGCUGAAGUUUGCUAUGAGCUUACCUGUUACUUGACAUAGGUAUUGACACUUCGUAUUUAAUUUCAUCACGUAAUAUAAGGAGCGUAUUCUUUAGGUACAUACAUAAUUACAUAAUCCUCUUACGAUGAUAUUAAGAAUUUAUAAUAUUAAGAGCUUUUCGACUAGUAUACUUACAAAAAAAAAAUAUAAGGUCUUAUGAAAUAAUCUGAAUUUUUCGCGAAAAUUUAUUGUAUUUAAUAUCCAUCCAGUAUUAUUAGAUAAAUAGGUGUAAUGAUAAUGGCAUUUUCUAGCUCCUAAUAGUGUGUUAAUGUAAAAUAGGUUCACUAAUUGGCCAACAGAUUAUUCUUAAGUACAAAUAUUCCAAGCUGAUCUCUUAGUCCCACGGUCCCAUCGCUCGCGGACGUAGUGUAUUUAUAGUAUUAUUCGAAUGUUCCGUGCCCAAGUUCUGCUAUUUUAUUACAUUAUUAUUAUUUUACUACAUACACGAUACAGAAUUUCGACGAAAUAAUUUGCCACAUCGACGCUGAAAAGGCAAAUGUAUAUCAUUGAAUUCAGUUUGUUCUUUUUUCAAAAUUGGUGGCGCAUUAGCCAAGUCACAAAAUGGUCAAUCAAAGAUAUUUAUUUUAUUUACAUUCCACAACUUUUGUUUGUUCCAAACGUCGCCCAAAUAUAACUGUUUGACAUUUAAUAUACUACUAAUUAUCACAUUUUACGUUGUUGUUUUGGUCCUUUUUGCUUCCCUGUAAAAUCCAUUAAAUGUGUCUUGAUACAUUUUGCCUUCCCAACAAGGAUGACAUUUAGUACUUAUUUUUUUUUUGUUGUGUAUUAUGUUAUCUAAUUAGAACCGUUAGUUUAGCAACAACCAUUUCGUACUCUCAUUUACCUGGCAUUUAAUACGUUUUCCAUUCUGUAGCAUAUUAAAAUAAUGGUAUAUUUUUUUUAUAUAGAAAUUCAUAUACUGUAACAACAAUGGCAUUAUUUUUUGAGAUGACAUUAACAUUUUCAAUUAAUUAUAUGAUUUCUACUUUUCUAGCAAUUGUAGACCAAUUUUAAUUCAUUAUUUUUCUAAACAUAUUUAAUUUUCAAAAUUGAUGUUUACAGUUUUUUUUUUUUUUAAUAAGUCUAUUUAUUGCCACUUACAUUUUACAACUGAACAGUAUAAUCAGAUAUAUAAUUAGCGAAACAAAUACACAAUACAUUAUAUUAUUAUACAUGACUGGCAACAAACUAAAUUUUUGCUGCUGUAAACAUUUACAAAAAAAAAAUAAAAAAAAAAUAGCAGAAUUGGGACUCCAACGAAAUAAAUUAUUUGUGAUCGAAACAUUACAACUGCCCUCCCAUUAACUUAAUGCAUUAUAUUUUUAAAAUGUAUCAUAAUGAUACAUUUUAAAAAUACAGAAUAAACAUACAUAGAUAAAACACAUUUAUGUACUUAAUAACUAAACUAUGAAUUACAUAUUUCAGGUUCACGACAAAUAAUAAUUUAUUUUGUAUUACAUAUACCAUACGUUUCACUGACUUCGUUUCGCCGAAUUUAAAUAUACUCGUAUAAUAAAAUGCACGUUUCACAUUAUUGGUUUUUUUUUAAUUUAAAAAUCAAUAUUUUUUUUAACAAAAUCCAAUAUGUCUCUCCCCAAAAUAAAAUUAUAAGUUGCCUCAUGAAAAUGAGUUUUACUUUACUAAACACAAGAAACUGUUUACAAUGCAGCUGCUUACGUUAAAUAACAAAAAGAUUUUAAAGAUAUACAAAUGUAAUCCCUAAAGCGCGGUCAUACAGUCCGAAAUCCUAAUAACAUUUUUGUAAUGUUUCGAUUCCGAAUUAUUUAUUAACGGUACUAAGUGACCUCCAGGUGGGUCUGGACAGUUGUAGCGCAUUAUUUUUCCACAACAACUUAUAGCAUUGUUCACAUCAUUGUUAUAGUCAAUUCUGAAUUAAUUUGUCGUGGAAAACAUAAUGGAGUUUACACUGUACCUAAUACAGGGACCAGGAGCCGGAAUAGAUUUAGUGAUAAUAAAGGAUCAACUUUAAUACUGUUGAAUCGUGUACUCUACUGCCUUAUAUUAAGGUAGUCUUUACAUUGUAAUAGUUCUAACGCAGGACUAUUAUUAGUAUUCUAACUAAAAUGAAGGAAAAUAGACCGUUCUCACAUAUGAUUCGUCUUUGCAUAUUUUUGAAUGUAUCCGUCGUAUUUGACAGUUCGCGUGCAUUAAAUAUCAAUUUACAAUUCUUCGAUGUGUGAACAAGGCCUGGAUAGUUAAGUUUGUCAAUCAGAAUCAAUGCAAGAUAUUAUGAGCACAUUUAUAACUUACCCUAGAUCAGCACAAUAGCCAUAUCAUGUUUGUCUUCUUUUCAUUUAGGAGUUUCCUCUUGUCGGUGCAACUAAUUCGUGCAUCUUCUUCCAGCCAGCUCUAUCCCAGGCCAUAUCCUUGACCUCCCUAUACGACAUGACGCCUAGUGUUUCCUUUAUCUGUCCCAUGUAGUUAUUCCUCGGUCUUCCUCUUCCUCUUUUCCAUCAUAUUUAUAUGGAUUCUUUUUUUAUUUUACACCACGACGUCCUGGAUGUACACAGGAUGACAACCGAUACAUUUAUCCGUAUUAAUGCUUCUUCACUUGUGUGAAGUUUUACCACCUUUACGAGACACCUUUACGAUCCAAAAGUGCAAGAACAAUGUUUUAAGAAAAAAGAAACUAGAGUCGUCAUCGAGACAGAAAGAGCGCGACGGAGCGCAGUCUUGCCAUAUUAAAAAAAUAAUAUAAACUGUUACAAUUUGCGAACUGUACCAUAAGGCAGUACUGCGUAUAUUUUGCUCUUUUUCCAGUAAAUUUAUUGAUAUUAUGCCCUACUAUGGUAUAUUAUAAAAGUGCUCAAUUAUUGUUUAGAAAUGUUACUACAAGAUAAAAGCUGUCUUUAUAUAAAACUGAGCUGCUUGGAACGUAUAUCCCAUCCGUGUUUUUUGCCAUAAAGCAUCUGUUCUGGGAUGGCUGUGUUUUUUUGUAUCAUACUUAGAAUGUUUCGUAUUAAAUGGAUAUAAUGGUGAAAUUACAGAGUACGAAGGCGAAACACCAUAGUCUUAAUGGGGAUUUAGACCAUAUUAGGAAUACCAUGGUCGUUACUGUGUAGUUCGUAGUUUAUGUCCAUAGUCGCCUAUAGUCAUGAUCCAUGGUUAACUUUUACCAUCAAGUGGGCUGUCAACUUGUUUGUCAUUCUAAGUAUCUUAAAAAAAAUCAUAUCGAAAAUCUCUUCCAUACCUAGUGUACAUGGUAAAAUAUAAAUCAUUAGUAAACUUUUUAAGGACUUUACUACAAGUGAAAGUGGAAUAUCAAAAAGGAAGAGUUUAAAAACGACAGAAACUUGGGCCUCUCGAAAUAACAUGACGCUGUUAGCUGUAAAGUUAGUAUAGGAAUCUCAAAGUUAUUUGGUCUUUUUUUGACUAAUAUUUCUUCGAAAAUAAUAUCCAAUAUGUCCAAUAUAGAUUUCGAUACCACCUUUAUAGUUGAUCCAACUACCAAUCCCCAAGGUUUAUUUAAAGGGAAACAGUUAAAAGAAACAUAAUGAAUAAAUAGUACGUACACGACUUUCAUUGUUCAAGUUGAUCAUUUAUUACCUCGUGCACAAUUUAACGCUACGUAACCGCUGUACCAAAGUAGUUCACGAGGCGUGAAGGUUUCCGAAUUCAUCAAAUCGUACAUCCUUAAUAAUGAGAUCCAUAUUCAUAGUGAACAUUUAGUGAGGGAUCCCAUUCAUAGUGCUGUGUAAGUCGACAUUAUUAGUUUAUAAAUCACGAAUAAUUAUUUUUAAAUUUUAGAUAAUUAUAGUGAAUACGUGAUGAGUCGCUGGUGUAGUGUUCACUACGGUACCCGAAACAUAUUAUCUAACUAGCCAUUUUAAGCCAAAUUAACUGUUAAGGCGGCCAUUUUUUAUGUGUACAUUUUAUUCUGAUGCAUUUAUUUCAAUGUGAAAUGAGAAGUUAAUUGUGAAUGUGACGUUAUUAAAUUAAGUAUAAUCUAUUGUAAGUCAUAGUGAAUUUGUAACUGAUUACUUAUAUCGGUUUAACACAUAUUUAUGAUAAAACUAAUGACUCGUAUAGAGUCCUAUGGAGUCGAACCAACGCGACCGAAUUAAAUAAUUGUCGUUUAAUUAAGCAGAAUGUUGUCUCAAAUUAUGAAAAUGACUUACAAACAAUAGAGAAUGAUAAAAGUAAAUGUAAGAAUACAUUAUAUGUACGUUAAUUGAAAAAUAUCAAUAUUUAAACAUUACCUUUUUUACGCACUAAGUAAUUAAAAUAAUAACAUGUCAGUCAAGACAUCUAGAUAGAGUCUCCCUACAAAUGUUGUAAAAGUCACUGAUAAUUAACUUUAUUUAUUUAUAUUUACAUUUUAAUCAUAUUAUUUUUAUUUUAUUAAUUAAACAUUUGUGAAUUUAUAUCAAUUUAUUUGUUAACUUAUAUUUAUUAAUUAUUAUUUUAUAUAAUCGUUUCUUUUUUUCAAAAUGGCAUUCUUUUAAAAUUGUAAUAUUUUUUUUAUAGUAACUGAUGACAUAAUAGUAACAUCGUUUUAUUUAUUUGUACUAUUUUAUCUAUUUUUUGUGAAUGUAUUAUUAUUUAUUUUUUUUAUUUGUUCUUCAAGACUUGUACACAGUGACAAAAAAUGGAACAUUUAAAUUCACAAUAUCGCAAAAAUAACGGAUCAGCCAACCGCGUCACGCGAAUCUCAGUAAGUUGCGUGAGUCACUCGCUACCAGCGUAAUUCGUACUUUUUAAACUUUACUGUAUAGAGUUGAAAUAUUCCCUUUUUUAUUAUUAUUAGAAACACAUAAGAUAUUUAAUACGUAUUUAAAUUAUAAGAGAGUCGAUGGAGAAACACUUAUAAUUCAUUACAGUAUUAUAUUAUAAUUUCUUAUUAUAAUAUCUUGUAUACAUUCUAAGAUAUUAUAAUUCGUAAUUUAUUGCAUAUCUCGUGUAAAUAGCGUUACAUACUUUAUAUUGGUUAACUCCUUCAAGUAAUAAGUCUUCAGUAGCGAUACAUUAUUUAAAUGUAGUUGGAAGCUGUCACAUUUACAAUAUAAUAUAAUCAUAUAAUAUGAUUAUUGUAAUCAAGAUCACACCGUCUGAUCGUCAGAUUUGAAAAUAAAAUAAAAAAUGUGUACUGGCUGCAAUUGCGUUUUUGUAAAAAAAUAGCAUUUUGUACAUGAGAUUCACGUGACUUGGCAGUUGGCUAUUUGAGACGUUCUUUACACUCCAAUCUCUGUCUAGAUGUCUACAGUAUGUUGAGUUUAGUUGAACAGUGCUAUCUGUCUGGCACUUUUGAGUACUUGAAUUGGUGAAUGUUAAUAUUGUAGACGAAGUUGUAAACCACACUAUUUCUCCCUUUACACACACCGUAGGCAAUUUUGGAUACAGUACGCGAUGGAAUCAGAAUGUUGUUAUAUUGUAGAAGACAGGAAAGUAUUUCGAAUACUCCAGUGUGGGGCUCAAGAUUGUACUUCGUGUGAUAUAUAGAUAAUAUAUAUAUAUAUAAUUAUAUGUAGAUACACAUCACGUGGAUUUAGCAAACGUGUGUAAAGGAAGCAAGAAAGGCGACCAACAAAUGAAAUAGAAUUAGAUUGUGACGUGUCUAGAAGAGUGUUUAGUUCUUGUCGUUUUUGGCAGAUAGGUGUUCAGAAAAGAAGAAUUCGAUGCUGGAAAUUGUAAACUGUAUUAAUUGCCACUUUGACCGACGUUGAGUUAUUAAAGUAGUAUAUUUAUCAUUUGAUUUAGUUCUAUCUGCGUCGAAUGGGUAUAUUUAACAAAUAAGCCAAGUUGACGGCUUUACAGCCAAGUCAAAAAACCAACCGCAGAUAUUUUUUUUUUCGGUUUACAUUCCAUGACAUUCGGUUGUUUUCUAUUAUUUUUUAAAUUGUUAUCAAACAUGUAAAAAAUCCAUAGAUAUGAUAUUAACUGUUUUAAAACCUUAAAUCGUUCCUUUGGACUUUUUAUUUCGAAUUUUUAUUCUCUUUGUAGAAUCCACUCGGUGGCGAUUAAUACAUUUGUAUUAAAUAUACGUGCGCUUAUUGUAUUUGUCCAUAUCUGAGUGUUCAGUAACAAGUGUGUUGCCUUUCAACAAAUGCAGUGUUUACAAUCGUUAGUGUGGUUGCAAUGAAUUGUGUAUGAGAACAUGCAUUAGAACAUACUCGAAUGAAAUCGUUCCUAGGGUCCGUAGUAGCACUACAGACGGCGAAGUGUGGACUCGUUUGGUAAAACAUUGAUCCCGCUGCUAGUGGCAUAUUUAUACACUGUAAAUUGUUAACACAUUUUGCCAUAUAGUGUAAAUAAGAUUCCAUCACUACGGCUGGCGAUCAAUUGUGUUUCCGUUUUUUAAUGUGGUGAUUGCGUAGGUACUGCAUCAAAAAUGUAAUGAGAUUAUAUAGCUCUGCAUUAUUCAGAAAUAAUUACAGUUAUUAUAUUAUAAAUACAUAAUGAAUUGUGCUUGAAUGUGGGGCCGUGUUAUGGGAGCGUGCGACUGUGGUGCCACUUGUCCCCCAGUCGCUGUCGGUACGCCUUCCUCUAUAACACAGUAGAUGUUUAAACAUUCUGUAAACAUAGAUAGUUUGGACGUUAGACCCUACUUUUUGUUCUAUACUAGUUAUAUAUUGGCGUCGAUACUGAGGCACCAUUUCUCUGAUAUUAUCUUUAAAAUUUAAAUUUACAUUUGAUAUUACGGGAAAUCUACUCGUAUUAUAAGCAACAAUAUGGAUUAAAUUUCCAUGUAUUGCAAAUCUAAAUUAUUUGAAACUAUUUUCCACGGCGCAUGAAUCACUAAGUAUUCAAAUGGUAUUGUUUCUUUUUUUAUAUAAUUUUGUGUCAUUAUGCCGUAUAGGGAAGAGCACUGCUUAUCCUAAAGUACAGGAUUUACCUAUUUAGGGAGCAGGGUUUUACCUAUAUUUAAAAUGUAACAUUUAUUUUGAAAUAAAUUAUUAUUAUAAUGUGUUAAGACUGUUCCCAUGUACUAAAUUUGAUACAAAAUCGACAUAGCUGUUUCAGUGUGGUUCACAUCCAAAUAUCUUCCAUGUUUAUAAUGUUAAUAGGGUUUUGUUUAUGGAUGUACCAUAAAAUGGUACUUUUGCGAAAUUAUCAAACUAAAGUUGUGGUUUCAGAGAUAAUUUAAGAGAACGAUGUCGCAGUAUUGGCUCUAUUAUUAUUAUUAUUAUAGUAUUAUUUUAAUUUGUUAGUUUUAUGUUAUUAUUUAUCUAGUUUCAUGAUAAACAGCAUUUGUAAUAUUAGAGUUGUGUGUACUUACUAAUUAAAAACUUUAACGCACAUAGCUUUUCAGAUGUAGAUGUCACUUCCAUCGCUCAUGUUUUAGUGUUCCACGAUCAUUUACGUGGUAUCACUAAUACCUUAACUGUGAAAUGACUUUGGCAUAAUUAAGAUUAAAAAAAAAAACUGUAUUUUCAACUAUUUUCUUAUAUUGUAAAUUGUUUUUUUCUUUACACAAAAUGUUUGAUACAAAUUGCGUAUUUAAUGUUAUAAUUGUUUGAUAAAUUGUUUUUUUUUCCUUUGUUUUUUAUAUCUCGCGUCUAUGCGUCCAAACCAUUCGAACACAGUUUGCUUCAGAUUCCGAUUUCUAUUCUCCCAUGAUAGGUCAGGAGCUUUUUCCAAUUUGUAUACUUGAGUUAACAGUGCUAUGCUGUAAGAAUGAGUUUUUUUUCGUAUAAGUUGUAAAUCGAAAAAUUGUAUAAAUGAUUCAAUAAAGUGUAAUUGAUGUUUUA